AUGCAGCAGCUCGGCUCGGGGCGCGACGGAGCGGCGGAGCAUGCCGGACGGAGGCCAGGGGUCGGACGGACCUGUCUGCAGUCGGCUGAAGUCGCCGGCGACGAGGUUGCAGCGCUGCAUGUCCGGUUGCAGUUGCAGGUCGGGUCGCUGCCCAGAAACCUGCAACACCGACCUGCUCCGACUUCAAUCGCUGUCCAGACGCGUCUGGGAAGCCUCCGGCCUCUGUCUGGCAAGCUCCGCGCCGCCGUCGCUGCCUGGAUCAGCCUGCUGUGUCGCCGUCCGCACUUUCGCAAAAGGAGCCAAUGGAAAGUUGGUGAUGGGGCCAAGAUUGAGGUAACGGGAAACUUCCUAGCCUCUACUUCAUCAGGAGACCCUUACCUUUUUCUGUGGAAGAAAAUAUGGAAUGCAAGGGUGCCGGGAAGGGUGAAAUUCUGUGUAUGGAGAGCUGUGAAAAAUAUCCUGCCUAUAAGAGAGCAUUUGAGUCAUAAGGGCUACACUAGUCCGGGGAAUUAUUUGUUAUGUCAGGAAGUGUGUGAGACAAACACUCAUGUCUUUCGCCAUUGCCUUGUUGCUAAAGAAGCUCUUAGAAUAGCAGCUAUGCCACUUCAAAGCAGCAUGCCUUGCCAUUUCAAAGAUUGGAUGUUAACUCAAGGGAAGCAUUUUGACAACGGAAAUUGGGAGAGGUUAAUUAUGCUGGUCUGGGCUCUUUGGAAGAACAGGAACAAGAAGUUGUGGAAUGAUACCACUCAAACAACACAGGCCAUUGUAGUUGGUUCGUUGACUUGGUAUCAGAAAUUUUUACAAGUGCAACAAAUGCAAAUACAAAGUCAAUCAGCUAAGCCUAGUAAAUAUUGGACUCCACCGCCAACUCAAAAGCUUAAAAUCAAUGUUGAUAGAGCUUUCCUACCCUCUAAGCAUAUUGGGGGUAUAGGUGGAUUUAUCAGAAGAGACGAUGGCUCUUUUGUUGCUGGCUUUUCUCAGUCCUUUCAAUAUGUGUCGUCUCCAAAGCAGGUGAAGCUAUUAGCCAUUAGAACUGGAAUUGACUUACUGCUGCAACUCAGAUUAGGGAACAUCUAUGUGGAAAGCGACUGCCAGCUUGCCAUCCAAGAGGUUGGUGCAAAUGAUUUUGAGUUAAAUGAGAAUACCAACCUCCUUGCUGAUAUACAUCAUGGUAGUAAACUUGUAAAAGAUCUGUCUUUCCUGUUUGCUCCCAGAACUGCCAAUAUAGUGGCACAUAGAUUAAUUAGCUGCUUUUGGUUAUGA
Molecule: messenger RNA, 1263 nt
Organism: Rosa chinensis
Lineage: Eukaryota; Viridiplantae; Streptophyta; Magnoliopsida; Rosales; Rosaceae
Exons: 3
Coding region: 1-1263 (420 amino acids)
Molecular function (GO): nucleic acid binding; RNA-DNA hybrid ribonuclease activity
Source: RefSeq, a predicted model, not a curated record